Malaclemys terrapin pileata is the source of this 1603-nucleotide messenger RNA. RefSeq lists its product as uncharacterized. The record is from RefSeq and is a predicted model, not a curated record. Bases 663 to 1424 code for a protein of 253 amino acids. NCBI's taxonomy places the organism in Eukaryota, Metazoa, Chordata, Testudines, Emydidae. The transcript is spliced from 4 exons.
CCUUGCCAUAGAAACUUAUGAAAAGAUUGCACAGGGGAUGCAGCAAAAGGGCAUAAUAGGGACCAGCAGCAGCACCAUAUGAAAGCGAAGGAACUUGGCCAGGCAUAUCACAAGGCCAGGGAGGCCAACAAUCGAUCUGGCGCUGAGCCACACACCUGCUGCUUUUACAACGAGCUGCAUGCCAUAGUUGGCGGAGACCCUACAGACCACCAUGGAUACCUCCUGAGGAGCCAGAGCCACAGAUCCCUACUGUGAAGAGGAAGAGCAGGGAGACGAGACUCCAACAAUGCCACAAGCCAGGACCUGUUUGAGACUUCACCCCCAUCUAGCGAGUCCCAGCAGGCGAGCAUGGACGAGCCCGUGGAGGGGAAGGGACCUCCGAUGCAAGUGUCAUUCGCCUUCCCAGACCAGCCACGUUGGAUAUUGGUGAAGUGUGAUCCACCAACACUUGCAUACUCGUAGAAACGUGGAGAGCACAGGUGACCACACAGAGCUCAUCAGCGCAGGCAACCGUGAUAGAGGCCCAGGAUCGCAAAAGAGCUCCAGCAUGGACCGAACGGGAGGUACGGGAUCUGCUCACCAUAUGGGGAGAUGAAUCAGUGCUAGCUGAACUCCGUAGCAGUAAAAGAAAUGGCAAAAUAUUAGAAAAGGUCUCCAAGGCCAUGAAGGACAGAGGCCAUAACAGGGACGCACAGCAGUGCCGCGUGAAAAUUAAGGAGCUACGGCAAGCCUACCACAAAGCCAGAGAAGCAAACGGAAGGUCCGGUGCAGAGCCGCAAACUUGCCGCUUCUACGCGGAGCUGCGUGCCAUUCUAGGGGGUGUAGCCACCACUACCCCAACAGUGUGCUAUGACUCAGUCACUGGAGAAACACACAGGGAAGAGGGUUCGGGGUAUGAGGAAGAAGAGGAUGGAGGUAAUGUAGAUAGCUCACAGCAGCAAGGAAGCGGAGAAACCGGUUUCCCCAACAGCCAGGAUAUGUUUGUCACCCUGGACCUGGAACCAAUAACCCCCGAACUCACCCAAGACCCUGAGGGCACACGGGGACCUCUGAGGCUAGUGAAGAUUAUAAAGAGAAAACGGAGGACGCGGGACGAUAUGUUCACGGAGCUCCAGAUGUCCUCCCACGCUGAAAGAGCACAGCAGAAUGUGUGGAGGCAGUCAACGUCCGACUUCAGAAAAGCACAAUAUGAACGAGAGGAGAGGUGGCGGGCUGAAUUGCAGGAUGAACAGAGCAAGUUGCGGGCUGAAGAUGAUAGUGGUGUCAGCUUGCAGACAGAAGGCAAGAGUCGUCGAUGCUCCGGCUGCUGGAGCAUCAAACUGAUAUGCUCCAGUGUAUGGUUGAGCUGCAGGAAAGGCAGCAGGAGCAGAGACCGCUGCUACAGCCCCUGUGUAACCAACAGCCCUCCUCCCCAAGUUCCAUAGCGUCCUCACACAGACGCCCAAGAACACGGUGGGGGGGGCCUCCGGCCACCCAGUCACUCCACCCCAGAUGAUUGCCCGAGCUUCAGAAGGCUGGCCUUCAGUAAGAGUUAAAGUUUUAAACUGCAGUGUGUCCUUUUCCUUCCCUCCUCCCCCACCCAUCCUGGGCUACCUUGGCAAUU